AAACGUCGUCGUUUCGUUUGGUACCACUUUUCCCUCUAAAAAGUCAAUUACAACGCUUUUCUGCGUCAAUCACGCUCCCAGUCAAUCACCAACACAACGACCUCAGUCUCCUUAUGACGUGUCACUUCCUCAUUGGCUCUCACUCGCACCAACCAACCACCUUAAAGCGCCCCACCAUAAACCAUGGUUCUCAGCCCCACCCUAUCAUUCAACGGAAAAAGGAAAAGGUCCCCCGCAAAAGCGUCCUCUGCAACCCUUUCCCUUUUCCUUUUCCCGUUUGGCUCACCGAGUUGCGACUCGGCCACGCGACAUAAUCAUCACGCCCCUCCUUCCAAUUCCAUCAUCCUCGGAUUGCAUAAAUUCCGCAAUGGGUUUUUCGCGGAAGUCCAAGCUUCCACAAAGAAACAACCUUUUCACGUCUGGGUUUUUUCCAUGCUUCUUCUCUGAAACCCGCGUUUGCAUUCCUACGCUUUUUUUGUUUUCGUCGAAAUGGCAGAAACUCGAGAUGCCGCCGCCGCCGAUGGGGUACCCGGAACGCCCGCCAUAAGGGAAGUCAGACCCGAGGCAGGGAACCAUGGCGGAAUCGGGUCAGGCGGAAUUCGGAGAGUGAAUUUCCGAGCGGAGAUUGACACGUCACCGCCGUUUGGAUCGGUUAAAGAAGCCGUGACCCGUUUUGGAGGUAGCGGGCCUUGGAUGCCGUUCUUUCAGAACAGCAUUGAAGAUUUUGACAUAAAGAAAGUGGAGGAACAGGCAGCGGAGUUGGAAAAGGAUUUGAUUGUCAAAGAACUUGAAACUCUUGAUGUGCUUGAAGAACUGGGAGCUACUAAGAGGAUUGUGGAGGACUUGAAGCAGCAACUGCAGAAAGAGGCUAUGAAAUGUUUUGCAUCACGAGAUGUAAGUUCAUAUGAACAAGUUGGAACUCCUGUUAUCAAGGAGAUGGAUAAGGAAAAUUGUGGAAACAAUGUCAAUGAUCAAGAACAGAUGAUGCAAAUUCCAAGCCCGUGCUCUAUCAUGUCAUCAUCACCUGAUAUGAUCUUAAUGGAGUUGAAGCAAGCCAAGUUGAAUUUAUGCAAAACUAUAAAUGAACUUGGGGUGAUACAGUCCUCUGUUGAGUCUUUGAACAAGAAGAUGAAGAAAGAGAAAAUGUUUUUGGAAAGGACACGAGAAAAGCUGGCAUCGAAGUUUGCAGCAAUAUCUGCUCUAGAGAGGGUCCAAGAGCAGACAAAAUUAAAUCCUCCAGCAUCUCAUGUAGAAUGUGCGUCAGGUAACCCUGCUAAUACUGUAAGAAAUUUCAAUUCUGAUUCCGGGCAGUGCAAUAGAAAGGUUGAGACUAGAAGAUCUGAACCUUCAAAGCCCUUAAGUGUGUAUGAAGAAUAUGGAUUCAGUGUUAAGACUGCUGAGAUGAGGUGGCUCGCUGCUAAAAAGAUGGAAGAAGCUGCAAGGGCAGCAGAAUCCGUUGCUCUUGCUGAAAUCAAGGCUCUAUCUAAUGCUGAAAGAUCUUCAGGAUUUGUUCUGCCAGAGCCUGAGAAAGUUAGUUUUUCUUUUGGAGAUCGCUCUCCCCUAAACUCCAAGGCUCAUAUACCAGAGGAGUCAACUUUGAAGAAGGUAAUAGAUGCAAAGUUUCAAAUUGAUGAAACAAAAAUUUCUAAACUGACUAUUUUGAAGAAGUUGGAGGAAGCAACAGAGGAAGUUCUACACAGCAAACAAGUCUUGACAGAUGCUUUAAACAGAGUUGAAAGUGCAAACCAAAAGCAAUAUGCUGCUGAGGAGGCUCUAAGGAGAUGGAUUCCAGAGGAUGAUCUCAGGAGGUAUAACACUAUUUAUUGUAACAAGCUUAAUCAAGGUGGAAUCUGUCAAGAUUCUCUAAAUGAUGUAACCAGGUCAACAACAGCAAACAAUGGUCCAAAGCCAACAUUAAGACCCACAAUUUCUAUGAGAGAUGUACUUAGCAGAAAGCAGAUCCCUGAAGGAUAUGCUACAACAAGAAAGGAGAUGGAAGAGCACACUGAAAGACAAAAGGUGGCGUUGAGUCAAAUGCUUCAAGCAUUGAGGGAAGAUCUAACUCUUCCAACAAAGACUGAGAAAGAUGGGAGCAAUCAGAAGCAGUUCAUGCCACCGAGGAAGAAAUUUGGAUUCAUUCAAAUAUCACUCCCCCCAUUGACAAAACCAAGCAAGAAAAGGGCAUAAAUUUCAAUCUUUAAUCCCCAUGCAUGAUUGAAUAGCCACUGCUGGUGUAUCUUUAUGUUCCCAUGUCAUUCUUUUUUGGUUCAUGUGCUUACUUUCAUGAUAUUUAUGUAGAGGUUUUUCUGGGUG
This is a messenger RNA of Vigna radiata var. radiata (mung bean), 2313 nucleotides long. RefSeq names its product WEB family protein At2g40480. The transcript is spliced from 2 exons. NCBI's taxonomy places the organism in Eukaryota, Viridiplantae, Streptophyta, Magnoliopsida, Fabales, Fabaceae. The record is from RefSeq and is a predicted model, not a curated record. The coding region runs from base 490 to 2187 and encodes 565 amino acids.